UCAAACUCGGAGACCACACGAGGAAGGGCUUAGCAGUCCGAGGAGGAGGAAGAAGCAACGCGAGUCAAUCGACCGACCAUUCCAAUCAUGUUUCCCGGAAUGUUCAUGAAGAAGCCGGACAAGGCGGAGGCCUUGAAGCAGCUGAGGGCGCAUGUGGCCAUGUUCAGCGUUUGGGUCGCUGUGGUCCGGGUCGCGCCUUACAUCCUCCACUACUUCUCCGACGAGAAGGAGGAGCUCAAGCUCGAGUUCUAGAUGAUCCCUUUCUCUGCGUAGAAUUUAGGUAAUCGAUGAGUUACUGUGGAUCAUUGUUCUUUGACGAUAGUGCUUUUGGGAUUCGUUUCUUUAUGAUCCGGUUCUGUUUGGCGUUUGUUUUCGCUGGAUUCCCAGUACAUGGUCUUUAGUAAAUCGAAAUGAUGGAUCACAGGGGCAACCCAAGCUUUCCUCUCAUGUCUGCGUUCGAUUUCUCGUGCAUCAUCAACGCGGCCCUUGUACUUGAACAACCAAGGAUUAGAUUUUACCUUGUUUUCUAGUUUCUCGGUACCCA
Rhodamnia argentea is the source of this 544-nucleotide messenger RNA. Its product is annotated as mitochondrial import receptor subunit TOM6 homolog. NCBI's taxonomy places the organism in Eukaryota, Viridiplantae, Streptophyta, Magnoliopsida, Myrtales, Myrtaceae. Bases 88 to 252 code for a protein of 54 amino acids. The transcript has a single exon. Gene Ontology annotation, cellular component: mitochondrial outer membrane translocase complex. The record is from RefSeq and is a predicted model, not a curated record.